CAUGUGACAGUCUCUUUGCAGCAGCACUUGCUGCUGCUCUCCCCGCCUGCGGCUGAGCGCCCUCCCCUGAGGCACACGGCCCCUCCCCACAGUCUCAGGCCCGGUUUCCCCUUCCCCGGCCGCUGACGUCCCUCGAAUAGCAGCACACGGCGGGUGAUUGUGAUUCUGGCGAGCGGUUCGGAGCCUCCUGCAGGUGCCGCGGCCACUCCGGUGCCUCUUGAUCCCGGUGCAGCUGGCCCACACGCCGCCUGCCAACAAGCGUUUUGCCCAGGGCUAGGCCACUUUGUAGCCGGAGACCUUUCCCCGGUUGGGGGUCCCGUAUCCCGCUUGACCCCAGCGCUCCCGGGACGCAGGGAGAGACCGAGCCCACUCCCUACCUGCAGCCGUCCCCAGUGCCCCGGGCGCGGGCAGGGAGAAUGGCCUGGGCGCUGCUGCUGCUGCUCCUGUUGCCGCCGCCUUUCUCCGUGGCCUCCAAGCUGAACAUCCCCAAAGUGCUGCUGCCCUUCACCCGGAGCACCAGGAUCAACUUCACCCUGGAAGCCAGCGAGGGCUGCUACCGCUGGUCUUCCACAAGGCCAGAAGUUGCCAGCAUAGAACCUGCAGAUCAAGAUGAACGCCAAUGUUCACAAAAGGCUGUUGUCCAGGCACGUUCAUCGCAGCCAACACGUCUGACAAGUAUCAUUUUUGCUGAAGAUAUAUUGACUGGUCAAGUGCUUCGUUGUGAUGCUAUAGUUGACAUAAUUCAUGGCAUCCAAAUUGUGUCCACGACAAGAGAACUUUAUCUUGAAGAUUCACCACUGAAGCUGAAAAUUCAGGCUUUGGAUUCUGAAGGAAACACUUUUAGCACAUUGGCGGGGUUAGCCUUUGACUGGACGAUAGUAAAAGAUACUGAGGCUGAUGGCUUCUCAGAUUCGCACAAUGCAUUGCGUAUACUCAAAUUCUUAGAAUCUACCUACAUACCGCCUUCCUAUAUAUCAGAGAUGGAAAAAGUUGCCAAACAAGGAGACACCGUUCUGGUGUCUGGAAUGAAAACAGGGAGUUCCAAAUUAAAAGCAAGAAUACAGGAAUCUGUUUAUAAGAAUGUACAUCCUGCAGAAGUCAGGUUGCUUAUUUUGGAAAACAUUCUUCUAAAUCCAGCUUAUGAUAUCUACCUGCUGGUAGGAACAUCACUUCAAUAUAAAGUUCAGAAAAUAAGACAAGGCAAGAUUACAGAAUUAAUGAUGCCUUCAGAUCACUAUGAACUGCAGCUUCAGAACAACAUUCCUGGUCCUGAGGGAGAUCCAGCUCGGCCUGUUGCCAAGUUGGAUCAGGCAACAUCAACGGUAACUGCAUUGCAGCAGGGACAAAUUAACCUAGUGCUGGGGCACAAAAGUAUUCGCAUGCAAGGUGCUUCCAGAUUACCAAACAGCACUAUCUAUGUUGUGGAUCCUGGAUAUUUAGGAUUUACAAUUCAUCCUGGUGACAGAUGGGUCUUAGAAACAGGCAGACUUUAUGAAAUUACAAUAGACGCAUAUGACAAAUCAAGCAAUAAGGUGUAUUUAUCUGAUAAUAUCAGAAUUAAUACAGAAUUGUCUGAAGAAUAUUUUGAGAUUUUGAAGUCCUCUCUGAAUGGAUCAUAUCACUAUGUGAAAGCAAUAAAGAAGGGUCAAACUAUUAUCGAUGCUGCUUUAACAUCUGUAGUAGAUCAGGAUGGAGGUGUUCAUACAUUGCCUGUACCAGUACGAAACCAGCAAGAAGUUGAAGUUUAUGUUCCCAUUAUCCUUUCACCGAGCAUUUUGACAUUUCCAUGGCAGCCAAAGGCAGGAGCCUAUCAGUACACAAUAAAGGCUCACGGUGGAAGUGGAAAUUUCAGUUGGUCCUAUUCUAACCAGGCUGUUGCUACAGUAACAGUCAAAGGAGUCAUGACAACUGGAAGUGAUAUUGGUGUCAGUGUUAUACAGGCAAAUGAUGUUCAGAACCCACUGCACUAUGGAGAAAUGAAGGUAUAUGUAACUGAACCUAGUGGCAUGGAGUUCACGCCGUGUCAAGUUGAAGCACGUGUGGGUCAGAUACUGGAGCUGCCCUUGAGGAUUAAUGGCCUAGUGAAUAUUGAAACCAGUGAGAUGGUCACACUGAGCGAUUGUUCACAUUUCGACUUAGUCGUGGAGGUAGAAAAUCGCGGUGUCUUCAAACCACUCCAAGGAAGACUUAUGCCAAGUUCUGAUUUUUGCAGUGGAGUCAGAGUGAAAGCUGAGGCUCAAGGAUACACAACGCUUGUUGUUAGUUACACUCAUGGUCAUGUCCACCUUAGUGCUAGCAUCACCAUUGCUGCCUACCUACCACUAAAAACUAUAGAUCCUUCUUCUGUUGCCUUGGUAACUUUGGGUUCUUCCAAAGACAUGUUGUUUGAAGGUGGACCAAGACCAUGGGUACAAGAACCUUCAAAAUUCUUUAGGAACAUCACAGCUGAAGAUACAGAAAGUAUUGGUUUAUCUUUAUUUGGGCCUCCGACAUCUCGGAAUCAUUUCCAGCACUGGGUUAGAGUAUCUUGCAAGACCCUGGGAGAACAAGUGAUUGCCUUAACCGUUGGAAAUAAGCCCACAGUUACCAACCCUUUUCCAGCCAUCGAACCUGCCGUUGUGAAAUUUAUCUGCGCAGCCCCUUCCCGACUCACUUUGACUCCUAUUUAUGCAAAUCCUCAACUUGACCUCUCCUGCCCUUUGCUGCAACAAAACAAGCAAGUGGUUCCUGUUUCAAACUAUCGCAAUCCAGUAUUGGACUUGGCUGCUUUUGACCAGCAGGGGCGUAAAUUUGAUAAUUUCAGUUCUCUUGGUAUUAACUGGGAAUCAACAAAAGUUUCCUUAGCCAACAUUGAGCCCAGUAUGCCGAUGGAGCUGUCUCUAAAAGAGGAUGGAAGUGGUCAGAAGAAAAUGCAUGGCUUGCAAACUGUUCUAGUUCAUCGUGAGUCUGGAACAACUGCUGUCUCCGCUAUUGCGACAGGAUACCAGCAGUCUCAUCUCAGUGCAGCUAAAGUGAAUAUACCGUAUGAACCUCUUAUCCCUGUGUCUGCCACCAUUGAGCUGAUACUUGUAGAAGAUGUGAAAGUGAGUCCUAGUGAUGUUACAGUCUACAAUCAUCCUGAUGUCAAGGCAGAGCUCCUCAUCAAAGAGGGUUCUGGGUAUUUUUUCAUCAACACCAGUAUUAUAAAUGUUGUAAAAGUGGCUUAUCAGGAAGCUCGAGGCAUUGCUUUGGUGUAUCCUUUAUUUCCAGGAACCUUAACACUAAUGAUUCAUGACUUGUGUCUGACUUUCCCUGCUCCAGCUAAAGCUGAAAUCUAUGUAUCUGAUAUACAAGAACUGUAUGUCCGAGUUGUUGACAAGGUGGAGAUUGGGAAAACCGUUAAAGCUUAUGUUAGAGUAUUGGAUGACUCGAGGAAACCUUUUCUGGCUAAAUAUUUCACCGUCAUGGAUUUAAAACUGAGGGCAGCAUCACAGAUUGUGUCGCUGGUUCCUCUCGAUGAAGCUCUUGAUGACCAUACUGCUGCUUUUCUAGUUCACGGCACGGUCAUAGGUCAAACCAGCCUUACAGCAACAGUCGCUGAUAAAAAUGGACAAGAAAUCAAUUCUGCUCCCCAACAGAUUGAAGUCUUUCCUCCAUUUAGGCUAUUGCCGAGAAAAGUUACCCUGAUCAUAGGAGCAGUGAUUCAGAUUACUUCAGAAGGAGGUCCUCAACCUCAGUCCAACAUAAUUUUCUCCAUCAGUGAUGAGAGGAUCGCAUCAGUGAACAGCACUGGCCUUGUAAGAGGAGAGGCAAUUGGAAAUGGGACAGUAACUGGAGUGGUUCAAGCUGUGGAUGCAGAGACCGGGCAAAUUGUGGUGGUGUCUCAGGAUAAAGUGGAAGUCGAAGUCGUACGGCUUGUGGCUGUUAGAAUCCGUGCACCCAUCACACGAAUGAAAACCGGUACACAGAUGCCAGUUUAUGUGAUGGGCAUCACCAGUAAUCAGACCCCUUUCUCAUUUGGCAAUGCAUUGCCAGGGUUAACGUUUCACUGGUCUGUCACCAAGAGAGAUAUCCUGGACGUCAAGACAAGACACAAUGAGGCUUCUCUUCAGCUUCCAGCAAAAUAUAAUUUUGCUAUGGAUGUUUAUGGCAGAGCAAAGGGAAGAACAGGACUGAAGGUCAUUGUGAAAGCCCUUGAUCCUACUGCUGAACAGUUUCACAGCCUGGCAGGAGAGCUGUCAGAUGAAAUCCAAAUUCAGGUAUUUGAUAAACUUCUUCUAGUUACUCCACAAGUAGAUGCGGAGCAGAUCUUAAUGUCACCUAACUCAUUUAUUAAACUUCAAACAAACAGGGACAGAGUAGCUUCCCUGAGUUACCGUGUCCUGGAUGGUCCCAAUAAAGUUCCCGUUGUACAGAUUGAUGAGAGAGGCUUUCUGAACUCAGGGUCCUUGAUAGGAUCAUCAACAAUUGAAAUAAUUUCCCAGGAGCUGUUUGGAGUCAACCAGACCAUUGUAGUUGCCGUUAAGGUGUCUCCUGUUUCCUACCUGAGAAUCUCUAUUAGUCCUGUUCUGCACACUCAAAACAAAGAGGCUCUGUUGGCUCUACCAUUGGGUGUGACAUUAACCUUCACAGUCCAUUUCCAUGAUAACUCUGGAGAUACCUUCCAUUCGCACAAUUCUGUGCUCAACCUUGCAACCAACAGAGAUGACUUUGUGCAGAUUGGGAAAGGAACCACGAACAAUACAUUUGUAAUUCGAACUGUAAAUGUAGGCUUGACCUUGCUUAUGGUUUGGGAUACAGAGCACAGUGGAAUUGCAGAUUAUGUCCCUCUUCCUGUGCAACAUGCCAUUUUUCCUGAGCUCAGAGACAUGGUAGUAGGUGAUGUCAUCUGUUUUAGUACUACACUGAUAAAUCAAGAAGGCUUGUCAGCAGUCUGGAGCUCUUCACUGAGCAGUGUUCUUCAGGUUGACCCAAGGACAGGUGUAGCUGUGGCAAGGGAUUCAGGAGUUGUCACUGUUUAUUAUGAGAUUCCUGGACUACUUAAAACUUACAGGGAGGUAUUGAUCAGUAUUCCUCAAAGGACUAUAGCAAUGCAUGUAUCUGGAGUGAAAACAAACUUACAAGGAGUUGCAGCUUCAAAAGUUAUAGUUGCAACUGGGGACAGAAGCAAAAAUUUGAAAGGGGACUGUUCACCUGUUCAGAUUGAAGCCAUUAAAGAACUACAACCAGAGUCCAAUAUCGGCUGCCACCUUCGUUUUAAUAAGGAUGCAUUUGAUUUCCCAGCACAUGAUAUUUUUACAGCAGAACCUGGAUUUGAUGCAGUUUCAGGACACUAUACCUGUUCCAUCACAAUGCACAGACUUACUGACAAGCAGCUAAAGCAUCUGAGCAUAAGCAAAACUGCUCUCCUAGUCACAGCUUCAGUCCAGGGCAGCCAUUUCUCUGGAGAGCAGAUCAGCGCUGAAGUGCCGUUCAAUCCAGGGUUUUAUGCUGAUCAGACUGAAAUUCUCUUAAGUAACCAUUACACGAGUUCUGACGUGAAAAUAUUUGGAGCCACUGAAAUUCUUGACAAACUGGAGGUGAAAUGUGGGUCACCAAUGGUGAAGGCCUUUGAGAAGGAGAAAUCAUAUGGACUGCCUAGUUAUGUAAUCUACACUGUUAGUGUAUCUGAUCCAGGAGUUCCAAGCCAGGGGUCCUUAUCAACCAUUCUUACCAUAUCUAGCCCAGUGACUGACCAGUCGAUCACUGUUCCGGUGACAGUGAUUUAUGUAGCUGAGAGAAGCGAGCCAAUGAGACACGGAGCCAGCUUAUUCCAACACUUCCUUGAUUCCUAUCAAGUAAUGUUCUUCACGCUUUUUGCACUGCUGGCAGGGACAGCUGUUGUGAUCAUAGCCUACCAUGCAGUUUUCUCCCCAAAAGAACAGAACACUUAUCCAGCAUUUACCCCAAGGACAACGCCUCAACACAGCUAUAACAGUUUUUCUGUUUCAUCUGCAACUUCUCUCAGUCCUUCGUACUCAGAUAGAAAAAACAGUCCUCCCUCCAGGCUAUGGAGUACUGGUUAUGCUUCACAUUAAAGAAAGACGACGGGACUCAUCUGCACAAGGACAUAUACUUGGGUUAAAAGAAAAGUCAAUGCUUUUACUAAUAGCAAAUCAUUUCACUCUGGAAAAUUCUCAGCUAGGCUUAAAAACUUUCAAAUGCUCAGUGUAAUGCAAGUCAUCUUAAAAAUGCAGUGUAAUAUACUGUGCAACACCUUUUUUUAAUGCAUAGUGCUCUUUAAUUUUUUAAGGGGAUGCUUUCAAUCCUAUAAAAUCCAUUCCUGUGUCUUUUAUGUUAUGUUCAGUUGACAAAGAUGACUGGACAAUUAGCUAUCUUUGUGCUAAGCUAGCUUUCCUGCAAGCUUCACGCAAGUAGAAGGUACACUUAGAAGAAGGUGGUCAAGUAUUAUGUUUUUUUAUUUGCUUCCUGUGGAAAUUAACUUUCUUUUAACGUGGUUUUCAAAGAAGGAAAAUAGUAAAACAGAUAAAAUGUGAGCCAAAAAUGUGAAGGAGUCUGUGUUUCAAAGGACUAAAGUUUUCUUUGGGCUCCAGUAUUAUCAUCAUGAGACUCAGGAAUGUAUUGCACUGAUAAGUGUUCUUAUAUUUUAGCCUUACAAUGUGAUUUAUCUUCAUUAUUUGCCAGUUUAAAAAUAGGAAAUGCUGUAAUAACUGUGAAUAGAUUAGUCUGUUUUCUAUAUUUUUUACAGAAAAUUAUAAAUAUGGCUCCCCAUAGGUACAAUUGCAGUAUAUUUGUGGUUACUGUACUCUCCUGCGCUAAUGACCGAGAAUGCUAAAAAGCAUGUGCCUUUCUAGAGUAAACAUAAUUUAUGAAUGAAGAUUUCUAGAACAGUUACAAAGGCGUAUGCAAAUCUUUUUGAGUGAAGGCAGUUAUUUUUCAUUUGUUUUUGGCUUUCUGUUUGUUAAUACAAACAGUGUAUUUUCAUUGAUUGAUUAGAAAUAUAGGUACCUCAGCAGACACUGAGCCUCCAUGCAUCACCACUGCCCUGGUUACUGCAUUGUGAACUAAGUGGCACGUUAUAUGAUAAAAAUGAAGUAUGAAUGUCAGUUAGUUUAACCUGUUUGUCUCUGGUACAAUAUGGGCACCCUAAAAAUGUUGACUUUUACUACUAGCUAUUAAUAGUGUGUACAAGCAGGGCACAGUAUAAUUAAUAUCUUACCUAAUAGUAAAAAGAGUACUUACUGUAUAACAGCUACGUGUAACAAAAUAAGUGUAUGCAGCAUAUUGCAUAGGUAGUAAACUAUUUUAUUUUUUGUUCUGUUUUUUUAAGUGUUGAUUGGCUAGAACAGGCCCAUAUGACUCAAACUGCAUUAUUGACAGAAAAAUCAGAAGCUACUUAACUAAACCAGGAGGUAGAUCACUGCACAUGCUCAGACAUGCUGAGCUUUUCAGAAGACUGCCAACAAAGUACAUACGAGUGAGAUUUUUACACAUUUAUUUUAAAACAUGAGAAGAGAAUGGUUUUCAAGCCAUAGCUUUAAAAUAUUGCUCCUAGGAGGGAAAAAUUACCUCAGUUGUGGUAUGUUAAAUCCUUCGAUGAUUAAAAUUGAAAUAAUGGUCAUUUUCUUUCAUCCUGUGGGCAAUAUUUUGCAGCUAUCACCUUCAGCCUCAAGCUUUGUUUACAUAUAUGUAAUACUGUCAGAGGGACAACUGUGAAUAAUUUCCUUAGUUGUGAAUUGUCAAAAAAAAAAAACAAGAAGUUCAGUGAAGUUAGUCACAAGUGAUCUGUUAUAAAGAACAUAAUAUUGUGUCAUUACAGUGUGAGCCAGUAAAAUAUUCAGCUCUUCUUGUGAGAAACAUAUGAAAUAUGCAAGAUUAUACAGGCAAAUAUUCGAAAGACAUGAAUGUAUACACAGGCAAAUUCUGUGGCACAUAGGUUUUUUUACAUGGUAUUAUUGGAAAAUGCCACAUUGUUCAAUAGUAUUCCUUUGUGGGGUUUUGUAUAAUUUAUUUACUAGUACUUGAGAAAUACAGAUGUGCCUUACAUGCUGGUGUUCCUUAAAAUUGACAGUUUGAAUGUAAAUAUGACCGUUUAUACUUGUUUUAUUUAAUAAAGCUUUAUAAGAUUCCUUAA
Chrysemys picta bellii (western painted turtle) is the source of this 8113-nucleotide messenger RNA. RefSeq names its product nucleoporin 210 (gene NUP210). The record is from RefSeq and is a predicted model, not a curated record. Gene Ontology annotation, cellular component: nuclear pore. NCBI's taxonomy places the organism in Eukaryota, Metazoa, Chordata, Testudines, Emydidae.